AUGAAAGAGGACGGCAGACAAGGCAGCAAAAUGGAAUCCAUUUGGUCACACGGCCUGAAGAUCCCAGUGUUGGACAUCACUGCAUUGCCCGACGAACCGUGGAGAACCCGGCAAUACUUUGAAGCCGCCCAAAGGGCCAGGCGAGAACCGGCAGUACCAUAUUGGCUCCCAGGAAGAACCUGGUAUGAGGAGCCUGGGUACCCAAUGUCCCAAGGAACGGAGAGUGAUAUUGCGUGA
Molecule: messenger RNA, 237 nt
Organism: Penicillium subrubescens
Lineage: Eukaryota; Fungi; Ascomycota; Eurotiomycetes; Eurotiales; Aspergillaceae
Exons: 1
Coding region: 1-237 (78 amino acids)
Source: RefSeq, a predicted model, not a curated record